Messenger RNA from Glycine soja, 1075 nucleotides. RefSeq names its product probable plastid-lipid-associated protein 8, chloroplastic. NCBI's taxonomy places the organism in Eukaryota, Viridiplantae, Streptophyta, Magnoliopsida, Fabales, Fabaceae. The transcript has 4 exons. The record is from RefSeq and is a predicted model, not a curated record. Bases 44 to 775 code for a protein of 243 amino acids.
CGUGGCACGUGCGACGCUUCAGUAUUAUUUUUCCGUCAUUGUCAUGUUACGGCUUUGUGGAUUCGCCAUGGCUGCUACGGCUUCAGCUUCCGCUGCUUCUCUCUCCCUUCGCUCUUCUCCCUUCAAACUCAACCCUCCAAAACUCAACUCCGUUACGCUCCGUUUCCCUCACCUUAAUCGCCGUUAUAACAGCGCCUUCAGAGUCGUCGCCGCUUCCGUUUCCGUCUCCAACCCCAACGUGCAAACCGGCCCCGACGAUCUCGUUGCUUCCAUUCUCUCAAAGGUGGUGCAAACGGAUGGAGGAGUAUUGCUGAAGGAGGAAGAGCAUAAAGAGGUGGCCGAAGUGGCUCAGGAACUGCAAAAGUAUUGCGUGAGUGAGCCAGUGAAAUGCCCUUUAAUAUUUGGAGAGUGGGAUGUGGCAUACUGUUCACGGCCAACAUCACCAGGUGGUGGCUAUAGGAGUGCAAUUGGGCGCCUUUUCUUCAACACAAAGCAAAUGGUUCAAGUUGUUGAAGCUCCUGAUAUUGUGAGAAACAAGGUCUCACUUUCUGUUUUAAGCUUUCUGGAUGUGGAGGUUUCUCUGCAGGGAAAACUCAAGGCUCUGGAUGGUGAAUGGAUCCAAGUUAUAUUUGAAGCACCUGAAUUGAAGGUAGGAUCAUGGCAGGUCCAGUAUGGUGGCCAGAGUGAAGUUAAACUCAGAAUCACUUAUGUUGAUGAGAAAAUCAGGUUAGGAUUGGGUUCCAGAGGUUCCCUGUUUGUUUUUCAAAGAAUAUGAAACCAAAAUGCGAUAAGAAAAAAUCCCUUCAGGCCUUCAGUGAAAGUUCUGGCAAGUUUGUAACUUGACAUUGCACCGUUUCAUGUAUGAUAAUAUGAUUAAUAGUGUAUUUGAGUAGGAGCUUGAAAAGACCGCUUUACUCUUUGGCUGCAGAGUUUGUCUCAAAAUGGACUAGUGUGUUAUUAGGUGCAAUGUACUGUAAUUAACUUGUUAGUGAGACUGUGACACAAUCUUUCCAUUUCCAUAUUCCUGAAGGUUAACAUUUUUUGGUUGAUGUAAUUGAUCUAUCAUUUUCAUUUA